UUUGGAACAGUUGACGCGCGUACUUUGUCACGUUCGUGUCGUUUCUUGUGAUUCUAUUGUUAAAUUUUUAUUUUUCUUCAUAAUUUUUAACUUAACUGUGUGUUUAAUUAAAAGGUCUUCCGAUUUUUUCAUACCAUGUGAUCCUAUUCACUUUUUUUCGGCCAUUUUGAAACGGAAUGGACGAUCAUGGUACGAACAAGAAUCCUGUCAGCAGAACACGACGUUUCCGAAUCAGACUCUAUUCAUGAACGAACACGAGGCAAGAGAAUUCAAGUGAUGUCGAGUAGAGAAUACGAAAUUACCUACGGCCGUUUAAAUUUUCCAAGGAUCCUUAACAGCUGCAGCCCCGUUUCCGGAUUUCGCGAUUUAACGAUUCGCUGACUUCCGUCGACCGUCCUUUAACCUCGAAACGAUUCGUUUCCACCCAUUUCAUGGCUCACAUCUAUCCCAAAUAAUGAUCAACAAUCCUUUUUUUUUUUGUUUGUUUUUCUUCCAGAUGAAACAAAUCUCUUGCCUUGGAAGAAAAAAUCCAACAAAGCAUCAGGUUCGAUGCUUUGUAGAUCUUGAAACGCUUUAUAAUUUUUAUAGAGAUCAUUAUAUAUAUUUUUAAUUGAAAAGUAUUACGUAUGUUAGAAGCAUUGAUUUUUCUUCUGGAUAUUAUAGAAGGAAUUUUUUUCAGUUUAGUUAAUUUAAUUUGUGAUUUUUUUUUUUAAUUUCUUUGAAUUAAGGAGAAUUUUUAAUACUAUUGAAGUUGGUAUUGGAAGUUUUUAAAAGCGAUAAAGAAUCAAGAAUAAUGAAGCGGAUUCCGAUACUAUAGAAAUGGCUUUAAGUUGUACUUAAGUAGUACAAGUCAGCGAUAAAUUAGUGGAGAGACAAAUUCGAUAAUAGUUUGCUGAAUUUAAUAAAAAAACAUAGACUGUAGGUUGAAGUUUAUAAUAUAUUUUUAAUUAAAACAUAUAUUUCUUUUCUAUUUUUCUCGCCUAAAGAAUUUUAAUAUUAAUUUUAUAAUAGCCAUUGAUAGAUUAAUUACAUUAGAAUUGUUUAAGAAAAAAUUAAAGUAAUGAAGAAACAAUUAUAUACUCUCUAAGAUUUAUUUUAAAUAAAAUAACUCAAUGAUAAAUGAUAAAUCAAAAUACGAUUUUAUUAUUAUAUUCGAUUUAAGUAGUAUAUAUAUUCGAAAAAGACUAUCAUCGAAAUAUCAUCAAUUAUAUUCAAUUACUUAUUUUAAAUUUAAAAGAUUUUUUUUUAUAUUUGUUUAAAUAUAGAAAAGAAUUUUUAUUUUUUAGAAAAUUUCCCAGGAAAAUUUUUUACCCAGAUAUCAAAACUGUAUAUAGAUAAGAUAAAUUUUAGAGAAAGAAUAUUUUAGGACUGUACUGUACUACAUCUUAAGUAGUACAUCUCAGCAAUAAGAUAGUAUUACCUGCUUAUAAGCUUAUAUAUUAUAAUCGUUUAAGUAGCACUGCUUAAUAAUAAUAAACUUUCUUAAAGUUCGAGGAUGAUAAAAAGACAAAUUCAAAAAACAGAUUCAAAAUAGUUCAAUUUCAAAGUUUUCAUAAGAUUCACAAUGAAUUCUUUCUCAAAUUGUACACAUAUAUAUAUUAUAUACAAAAAGUGCAAUAGAAAUGGAAAUUUUUAUGAGCAAACUUUCAUCUGAUUCAGCAUCAAAAAUAUAUAAACAAGAUCUAAACAGACUUGGAAAUUUGUCUCACUAGCCAGGCUCAUUCUUUCUUUCAGCUUGGAAAAAAAAGGAAACUGAUUUCAUUUUGUGCAUUUCAAUCAGAACAACUAAUUAAAUUUCAUUAAUUCAUGAGUGAGAAAUACGAGACAUUUAUACAUAUUCCACCAUAUAUUUUCACAUAUAUGAGAAACAUUAAUAAUUAAAUUAAAUUAAAUUAAGAAAUCUUUUUUUAAGACAGACAUAAAUUUUCGAAUUCUUAUUUUUAUAUUACGAUAGAUAUAUAUUAUAACUUUUCCAAUUUUAAUGCAAGAACUUCUUUAAUCGAAGCCAUCGAUAUUGAAUAAUCUCAUGAGACUAAAGAAGGAGAUCCCUUUCAUCAUUAAUAUCGUCUCAAUAUCGUUAUCUUUUUCGACGACUUGAUUUUUAUCGUGAAAUCGAUCAGAUCCAUCAUUUUCAUCAAGGAGAGAGGAAGAAAGAAAAUCUUUCCUUUAUCCUCAUAGAAGCCAGUUUAACGAUUUUCAGUAAGUUGUUCUUCCGCGAAGUUUAGAAGAGCGAAGAAGAAAAUUGGAAAUCGAUCAGCAAAGAGAAGAUGACGGAGGAGGAAAAGGAGGAGAAGGAGGAAGAGGAGAGAGGGAACAUUGAGAGAAGAUUCAUGUUGGUCGAUAAGUUGAGAGGAACGAGUGAAUAGGCGAAAUACGAUUUUUAGAUGCGUGCAUUAAACCACUAGGGGAUGGCGUUAGCUGAUGAACAUCAUAAAUGAAACAACUAUCUUAUAAUUCAACCCAAGGCACAAUUUUUAUUUCCAAUUUGAAAUUCAAAUAUCAUAAAAUUUAUCUUAGGAUUGAUUAUCUUAUCAAUCCUCUACUCUUCUCCAUUAUAACAAUAAAUUUUUGAAAUUUUUCCAAGUUUUAAAAAUAGAUGGAAGAAUGAAUAUAUUUUCCUAAUUGAAAAAUAAAAUUACAAAUAAAAAACUUUACAAAUUGAAAUUUCUACAAAGUGAAUUCGAAAUUCAUUUAAAAAUAAUCAAUAUAAGAUGAAAAUGAAUAUUUUAGUCGAAUUUUGAUUUAUUAUUUUGUACUCAUUUUUCUUGUCGCGAUCGAUUAUAACAAGGAAAGGGACUAACGAGUGUAACAGUGACAAUAAAAUUAUUCUGGCCUCUGAUAAAGCGAACACAGAUACAAAGAGGCAACUCGAAUCAACACAGAAAUUUCUUCUUUGUUCACGUCUCUCCGCUCGAGAUAAAGUAUUCAAUCGGCCAGAAUUCAGUAGAGAUAAAGGAAACAGAAACGGCUUGGUUGCAGGAAAAUCCUGGAAUUGAAAUUCGCCACCUGGUAAGGAGAAGAAAUUGGCGGAGUGAAGAAAUGAAGGAAGAGGAGGAAAAUGGGAUAUGCGUUGUUUACGUGUGAUUUAUCGAGUUUGUGACAAGUGAGGAGAAUGCAGAAGCAAAAGGAUGUAAAAUGGAUAAUUAAAAAAAAUAUGGAUGUCGCUAAUGCAAUUAAAAAUAAUACGCCGGAUUUCUGCAGCGCGAGAUAUAAGAAUUUAAUGCCUCUGGAAGGUGAGUUGUGGUGCGAGCCGGUCUGGGACUCGUUACUCUGUUGGCCACCGACCAAAGCUUCCACUACAGCCAAACAAAGAUGCCCGUACGAAGAUGGAUUCGAUACGACCAAAUCUGUGGAGAAGAAAUGUGGAUAUAAUGGCCGUUGGGAGGGUCAGAACGGAACAAACAACGAUUCUCCUCAUGGAUGGGCAAACUACACGACUUGUAUGACACCAGAAAUGCUUCGAUUACAUGGAAAAGUUUACACUAACGCCAUUGAGGGUAAUAUGAAGCUGGACAUUGCUGAGAAAACUCGUACCUUAGAGUUCGUGGGUUUAAGCAUCUCUUUAGUAGCACUAUUUGCUUCACUUGCCAUAUUCUGUCGUUUUAGGUCCCUGAGAAACACCAGAACUAGGAUACAUAAGAACUUAUUCGUCGCCAUGGUCGUCCAGGUUUUGAUUAGAUUAACGAUCUACAUAGAUAUCGAAAUCUUGAGGAAAAAAACUUAUGGCAUUCAACGAGGCAUAGGAAACACCCCUGUACUUUGUGAAGCCAGUUACGCAUUUUUGGAAUAUGCCAAAACUGCAAUGUUCAUGUGGAUGUUUAUAGAGGGACUGUUCCUUCACAACAUGGUCACUGUAACAGUGUUUCAAGAAAACUCCUACUAUAGGAUGUACAGAUUCAUUGGAUGGGGUUGUCCUGUCAUGAUGACGCUAAUUUGGGCGACCAUUACCGCGUUCUAUUAUCAUCCAAAAUCAAAAUUUUCCAGAUGUUGGUCUGGAUAUAAUUUGUCUUCCUAUUUUUGGAUCCUAGAGGGACCUAGAUUUGCAGUAAUAUUGCUCAAUUUUCUGUUCUUGUUGAACAUUGUCAGAGUGCUUGUAGUAAAACUUCGACAAAGUCAUACUAGUGAAAUCGAGCAAGUCCUAAAAGCAGUGAGAGCAGCAGUAGUGCUUUUACCACUAUUGGGUAUUACUAACGUGCUCUUUAUGAUUGAAGCACCUUUGCACAACGUAAGAAAGUUCGCGUUAUGGUCAUAUUCUACGCAUUUUCUUCAAUCUUUUCAAGGACUCUUCAUUGCAACUCUUUACUGUUUUCUAAAUGGCGAGGUGAGACUUGCUCUGGACAAAACUAUUUCCGUAUAUCUUUCUUUAAGAGGAACUGAUUUGCAAGCGAGAAGACAGUCAACAUUCAGUGGUUGCCAACCCCAAAGAAUUGCGUCUGUGAUCGAGAUGGAAGAAGAAGAGAUGAGAUCCAGCGGGUGGAUAAGAUUAUGCUGUCGAGGUGGAAAUACUCCACCGCCGGACCGACCUGCCGAAACAGCUGUUUGACUGGAGCCUUUUUGGACUCCUCAAUCUUGGAUAGAAGUUUUCAAAUUCCUCUCAAAUCAUGAAGAUGGGCUAUGAAUUUUUUUUAGAUAAUGAAGAUAUUUGAGCUUGAAAUUGUUUAAAAAUUCAAAAAUUGAAUUUCAAUUGGUGAUUUAAUUACAAUAAUGGAUGAUAAUAAUAAUUGUAGAAUUGUCCAUUGUAGAAUUUGAAUUAGUUGAAAUUUUAAAUAUUCUCAUAAAUUUAUAAUUUAUAAAUUUUAAUGCUCUCAUAAUUUCUGAUUGAUGGUUAUGGAAUUUUUUAAUAAUAAAAUUAUUGUAAAAUAUAUUAACAUGAUAAUUGAGAUGUUAAUUGAUAAUUUAUUAGUAUUUGUAUUUGUAUUUGUAUUUGUGUGGAUCUUCUGAAAUAAUGAAACAAUCAAUGGAAAUGUAGAAUUUCUAUUGAAAUAUUGAAGAGAUAAAUUAAUAUAAGAUAAAAUUAAUGAAAUAAAAGAAUCGUUGACCAUAAUUAUUGAAAGUUAAUGAAUUUUGUGAAUAUAUAUUUUGUUCAUUUUUUUCUUAAUAAGAAUUAUUUAAAGUGAAAUAUGUAACAUAGAAAUUAAAUAUAUAUUUUAAAAAACUACUGAAAAUCCAUAAAAUUCAUACAGUUAAUUUUUUAAGUAAUAAUAAUUUGUAUACUAUGUAUUAAAAACAAUUUAUAAAAACAAA
Molecule: messenger RNA, 5244 nt
Organism: Apis cerana (Asiatic honeybee)
Lineage: Eukaryota; Metazoa; Arthropoda; Insecta; Hymenoptera; Apidae
Gene: Pdfr
Product: Pigment-dispersing factor receptor
Biological process (GO): adenylate cyclase-modulating G protein-coupled receptor signaling pathway; cell surface receptor signaling pathway
Cellular component (GO): plasma membrane
Molecular function (GO): G protein-coupled peptide receptor activity
Source: RefSeq, a predicted model, not a curated record